This is a messenger RNA of Saccostrea cuccullata (small rock oyster), 680 nucleotides long. RefSeq names its product apoptosis-resistant E3 ubiquitin protein ligase 1-like. Bases 267 to 680 code for a protein of 137 amino acids. The record is from RefSeq and is a predicted model, not a curated record. Lineage: Eukaryota; Metazoa; Mollusca; Bivalvia; Ostreida; Ostreidae. The transcript has 4 exons.
UCAGAUGAAUUAAAUUUAUAUGAUCACAUUUGUUUUGUUUUUUUUUUUAAUUAAGAGGUACAUGUAAUAUAUUUUUUUCCUUUUAGCUCUAUAGAAAAAAUGGAAAACCAUAUGUAACCAGUUCUACAAAUGCUGCCAAUAUUGUCAUCCAGUUGAAAAGCGAGCAGGUUGCCAGUACAAAACAGCUGGACACAGAUGACACGGAUCAAAACGCAAUAAAAACCUCCUUCACUGUCCACAAAUCUGGGUCAUAUAAAAUCUCAAUCAUGGUAUCAGGAAGGCAUGUUAAAGGCAGUCCUUUUACUAAGAGAUUUGAGCCAGGUCCCAUCGAUGCUGGGAAGUCCGGUUUUACAAAUUACUGUUCUACAAUUGUCUGCAGUGCUGGGAUGCCCUAUCCUCUUACCAUUGAGACCCAGGACUCCUUUGGCAAUCCUGCUGUAUACAAAGCUGAUCAAAAUAAUUAUUUCAAGAUUAAAGUUACAGAGACAGAAAGCAGUAGGCGAUAUUUCCCAGCCACCCAGAUGAUUUAUAAUCCCGACAAGAAACACCUCACAAUGCACAUUAAAAUGGAGCAGGAGGGUCAUUACCAAGCCACUGUAAGCUACGGGGAUGCCAAGCUGAAGAAUGGGGAAUUUAGCAUUCUGGUUAUAAAUGAAACCAGCAUGGAAAUGCUGCAAUAA